This is a messenger RNA of Cynoglossus semilaevis (tongue sole), 4548 nucleotides long. RefSeq names its product TBC1 domain family member 20. The record is from RefSeq and is a predicted model, not a curated record. NCBI's taxonomy places the organism in Eukaryota, Metazoa, Chordata, Actinopteri, Pleuronectiformes, Cynoglossidae. Gene Ontology annotation, cellular component: endoplasmic reticulum membrane. The transcript is spliced from 10 exons. Gene Ontology annotation, biological process: endoplasmic reticulum to Golgi vesicle-mediated transport; positive regulation of GTPase activity. The coding region runs from base 367 to 1605 and encodes 412 amino acids. Gene Ontology annotation, molecular function: GTPase activator activity.
CAAACUGAAAGUAUAUUAAAAAACAAAAUCCCACUAUAGAUGAUAGAAUGAUAAAUUAAAAAAUAUGUAAUUAACUCUCACUAAGUAAUUCAAAUUGCCAUGAUUUAGUUAAGAAAUUAAAACCUGUAACUGUAAACUACAAUCAAGAACGGCGGAGAAGAAAAAACUUGGUCACAUGAUAUUUUCGGACCAAUCACAGCAAACCGGAGGUAGUUCUAGGCGCGUUACCUCCGGCAGCCGACUGCUGGCUUUAAUGUGUUAACUUUAAAACAUUACAGACGUUUAAUGUGGGUAUUUUGUCAUUCCAUAACCGGUCAAUGACCCAUGAAAACCUGGUGCACUAUUGGACUGUUUUUUUAGAGAGAAAUGAAAAGGAUUAAAAAGAAGAAAAUAAACGCUGGGUUUGAAGUGAAUGGGAACGAAGCUGCUACAAAAGAAUGUAGCAAGAAAAAGAAGUUGGCUGAGAUCCAUCAGGCUUUGAUAUGUGAUCCAGUUGACACUGGAACCCUGAGGAGAGCAGCAGCAAGUAAAGGAGGACUCCUCACAGAUGAGAUUAGAAGAAAAGUUUGGCCCAAACUACUAAACGUCAACGUGUACGAUCUCCCACAUAAACCAGGUCGGGAUGUGAGACAGAACCACAAGGACUACAAUCAGGUUCUCCUCGAUGUCAGGAGGUCAAUGAAAAGGUUCCCUAAAGGUAUGCCCGCCUCAGAGAGGUCUGUGCUUCAGGAGCAGUUGAUCGACAUCAUCCUGGAGGUGUUAAAACGCAACCCUCAGCUCCAUUACUACCAGGGCUACCAUGACGUGGCCGUCACUCUGCUGCUAGUGGUUGGAGAGCGCAUGGCCAUUGCUAUGUUGGACACACUCUCCAAUUAUCACCUAAGAGAUUUUAUGGACCCGACCAUGGACAGCACUAAGCACAUCUUAAACUACCUGAUGCCCAUAUUAGAACAAGUUGAUGUAGAGCUGCAUGACUUCUUGAUCAGAGCUGAGGUGGGAACCAUCUUCGCACUCUCCUGGCUCAUCACCUGGUACGGUCACGUUCUGUCAGAGUUCAAACUCACCCUCAGGCUGUACGACUUCUUCCUGGCUUCACACCCACUGAUGCCCAUCUACCUCGCUGCCACGAUCGUGUUGCACAGGGAGAAGGAGGUGAAACAGACUGAGUGUGACAUGGCCAUGGUCCAUCACCUCCUGUCGCGGAUCCCUCAAGAACUCCCGUAUGAACUCCUGAUCGCUCAGUCCCUGGAACUCUUCAGCCAGUACCCUCCCUCGGUGCUGGCCAAGCGGGCAGCGCUGCAAUCUCGAAAAAGCCGGUGUAUCAGCACCUUCCAUGCCUUUCAGCUCUCCACCCUCCACCAGAGGCCAGACUCUGUUCUCCAGCGCCUCACCAAAGCCCAGGGCUCCAACACCUCCAACAACGCCUCUCGACACGCUGGCCUUGAAGCAGCUUUAACCCGGAACCGAGGCCAACUGUGGGGGAAGGGGAACAAGAUUGUGAAGAUGGCGGUGUGGGGACUGUCCGCUACGCUGGGGGCGGCUGUGUUCGCUGUGGCUCAGACCGCCUUGGACUGGGGACCUGAGGUGUUGCUGCAGCUGUUCUGAUGUGGACUGUUAGAGUCGUAACAACACAAACAAACAUCCUCAAAGACUUGAAGUUAAUCCAGUGACUGUAGGGGUCAAACUAGGGGUCAACUGCGGUACCAAACAGGUUGUUGCCACUCGACCAAGCUGGACAUAUGCUAAAUCACUAUUCAGCCUUUAGCCGUGUGUGUGUGUGCACGUGUGUAUAAUGAGCAUGUGUUUCUAUGGUUCUGAGCUUCUGUGUUGGAUUUUAUACCACUGGUCAGGAUGAACGUUUGGACAAAAGAAGCCUCAGGUUUGAGGAUGGUUGAUGACUAUUUAUUGUGAAAGCUGAGAGCUGUAUCUUUUUAUAAAAUAAUACACACCGUAGAAAAGGAUUAUAGCCACAUGGAAUAUAUUUUAUUAAAUACAGUAUUUUGACUAAAGACUUCCAUGUGGCCAUAACUCUUAUCUAUAACUGUGUCAUCCAGAAUGAUAUGCCAUUCAUUUCUACAUUGGCAGCCAGUGGCCUGUUGUGAAAAGUCCGUCCAUGCAUGUGAGACAUUAAUGCAUUCUGCUGUUACCGGCUCUGGUUCACAUGCUUUUUUUAUUUAUUUAUUUUUUAUUGUGGCGUUUUGCACAUGGCGAUACUUCAUAUUUGUGUGCGUGUGUGCGUGUUUGACUAUCACGCAUGUUUCCUCGCGCUUCCAUUGCACGUAUUUCUUUAACACGCUUGUUUGAUCAGCAGCCAUAUCAGACGGCCAACAGUGCCAGUAGCCAGAGCAUAAUCACACGAAUCAUGCAAAUAAUUAAAAAGCCUUUUUUUUUUUACUGAAUUCCUGAAAUAUUUUCAGCAAGAGUAAAGUUAUUAGGCGUAAAAGAGGGAGUGGGCUGUGAUGCCUCAGAGCUUUUUUUUUUUAAAAUAUAUUAAUUGCUUAACUCUAGGUGUCAGCAAGUUGCACUUGCAGAUAUCUUUAACUCACAAACGAGCUGUUGCUGCACCAAAUUGUGAACAUCACCCUCUUGUUUCCUGGAGGCUAUGUACAAAAGCAGCAGAACUUUUUUUUCAAAUGAGUAUUAAAAUCAUAUUAUUUAUGCAAAAAAAUAUAUUAAUAUAUUAAGUAUUGCUGUCUGACCUGCUCCUGCUGGAGGAACAUGGGGGCAGACGCUAUAUUCCUAAAAUCUGCUAAAAUAUUUAGCAGGUUUGCAGCAACAUCUCCCCUCGACAGCAGUCAACAGAGCUGAGUCUCAGACUCAUUCCUCUCACAGCAUCAUGUAAUUCAUCCAAAUGAAUCCCCUGAUUUGGUAAAGAAUAUCUCAGCAUUUUGUUAUGAAUGAAUUAUUUUAGCAAGUUGUAAAAAGUCAGAACAGAACGCAGCUAUUAAUGGACCGGAUGCUAACGCAGAACUUCAUAACAUCUAAAGUGAAUAUUAAUAAUGGAGGGUGUUUCUACAUACCUCAGGUACAUGCAUUUGCAGCGGACAUGGAUGUCUUUUUCUUUUUCUUCCAAACAGCCGUGCAUGCUCUGGUUGUUGACUUGCUGUACAUUCUGAAAUAUUUAACAGCUUUUACAAGCAUGCAGUGAAGCAAGUGCUUUUGAUAACACAACACACACGGCAAUCACAACAACACUCUGCUCUCUGCACAUUGUCAGAUAUAAAUGUGUCCAAUCUUUACACAGCUGGAUGGAUAGUCUGCGCCCUGUUGAUUUUAGCUGCUUCAGAGCGUCUGCUGUGUACUAAAUGUGCCUCGCGCUUUACACUAGAGUGUGGAAGGAGACGAGCAGCAGAUCGAUAACAGGAAGGGAUUGAUCUGAAAAAGUAAAUUUUGAGAGUUCGGAGAGCUAAGGUGAGCUGGAAAUAUAAUGAUCUAAUCUGUCUCCAGUGUUAGGGACAUGUGUGGGGUUGGUGAGCUCACAUCUGUCUGGGAGUCAGUCAGGUGCAAACAAAAAAUCAGCAAGUUUUCUUUUUUUUUUAAAUCACAAAAGUAGACGUCUCAGAAUUAAAAAAAGGCUGACUUUUUCCUGACUUUUCACAAAGUGACCUAAAACAAAGUAAUUAUUUCUUCAAAUAUAUUUUCUGUCCUAACAGUCGGAACUCUGAUUAAAGCUAGAACUUCUCAUUUUUAAUCUCAUAACUCUGGAAGUAAAAGUCCUUGUGGCCCUAAUCCUCUCCUGUUAAUUUGCUUCCAUCUCCUUUAAUAAUAAUGUACUCAUCUAUCUGUGUUACUCAUCUGUCUGUGCUCUACAUUCCGGACUCACUUUGCACCUUGUUAUAUUUGUGCUGCCUGCACCGUGUGUGUCUUUUCUGUUUUAAAUGUCCUUUGUUUAAAGACUUGUUUUGUUCAGUUGCAGCUGCUAAUGAAGAGCUACUAAAACUGUUUGGCAUUAUCCCUGCAACAGUGUUGAUUGAAUACUGCACCAGUGUGUGUGUGUGUGUGCCGUCCCAGUAUUGCACGUCUUGGGGGCAUUUCGGCCUAAUAUACACCAUCAGGUUUUAAAUUAAGGAUGGUUUUAAGAUAAGGACUUAAUUGUAGUAGUGGCUGGUGUUAAACUAAUGUCACCUGGUAAUGGAUGCAGUGGAUGUCGCGCGGUGACAAAGUUUGCUGGUGUUUGAGGAAGAAAACAGUCACUUCCUUUGGUUUGAUUUUUCUUUAUUUUAAUGACGGGCGUUGACUACAGUAAGGUUUAUUUAUUCUACACUUUGAUGCAUUUGUUCCUCAGUUACAGCUUAUCAAUGUAUAUUCUAAUUGCACACAUGCAUGAGUUAGUUGAUAGUAAUGAUUGACAGUAUUGGGUUUUCAAAAUGUUGCAUUCAAUAUAUAUGUACGGUCAGGGUCAAGAUGGGGGAAAAAAUGUGAUUUUUCCAGUUGGGAAACGAGCGUGUUUUUACCUGUGAAGGUGAAUUUCUGCUGAACUGCUCUUUUCUCUGCUGCUUAAUUUUUCUGAAAUUAAAGAAAAUAAACAAAUGCUUUUUCAAAAGUGAG